UCAUUGGAUACUGUGUUGACUUUCAAUCACAUUAAUCUGUCUGGGACAUUGUGAAAGUUUAUCUCGCUGGGGAAGAGUUACAAAAAAAGAUACACGCCACUGGAGUGUUAUGUCUGAAAGGUUUGUAGUUAUCCCUGUUGGGAGACCUGCAGCAGAAACAAACAACAAGGUGACGACUGACACUUCACCUGGGGGACAAAGAUGGGCUGGGAAUGGGAAUAACAGCGUUACUGUUGCUCAGGAAACGCCAGAAACAUCUGUACCCAUCUUAGAGUACAGCAGGGAACCAAACAAAUACGGAGAUGGAAACCCAAAAGAAAGUAUCCCCUUUAUUAACAACUCUGACCUUGAUGGAGGAAACCUCUAUGACGGGAAGAACAUGGCACUGUUUGAGGAGGAGAUGGACAGUAACCCCAUGGUGUCAUCACUUCUCAAUAAACUGGCAAAUUACACUAAUUUGACUCAGGGUGUGGUCGAACAUGAAGAGGCUGAGAAUGAUGAGGGGGCCAAGAAGAAGAAAGUUAAAAGUCCCCAAAUGGGAACCUUCAUUGGAGUGUACCUGCCAUGCUUGCAGAACAUUCUGGGAGUAAUCCUUUUCCUCCGUUUCACCUGGAUUGUUGGAACUGCUGGCAUCCUUGAGUCCUUCGCCAUUGUCUUCAUGUGCUGUUCUUGUACUAUGCUUACUGCUAUAUCAAUGAGUGCGAUAGCAACAAAUGGUGUUGUACCAGCUGGUGGUUCGUACUAUAUGAUUUCAAGGUCGCUUGGUCCAGAGUUUGGAGGGGCAGUGGGACUUUGCUUUUACCUGGGGACAACAUUUGCUGGUUCAAUGUAUAUCCUUGGUACCAUUGAAAUACUUCUGACCUACAUUGUUCCAAAUGCGGCCAUCUUCAAAGGUGAAAAUGGUGGAGAGACAGAGGCCAUGCUUAACAAUAUGCGGGUCUAUGGAACCUGUUGUAUUAUUUUAAUGGCCUUGGUAGUUUAUGUUGGCGUCAAAUACGUGAACAAACUGGCACUGGUGUUUCUAGCCUGCGUGGUGCUUUCUAUUUUUGCGAUUUAUGCUGGUGUCAUCAAAAGUGCCUUUGAUCCUCCUGAUUUCCCAAUAUGUCUCCUGGGAAACCGGACCUUGUUAAGUCGCAACUAUGAUGUGUGUGCGAAGAUUGUAAUAGAAGCAAAUGAAACUGUGACCACCAAGCUCUGGAGCCUGUUCUGUGAUAGUCCUUUCCUCAACGCCUCCUGUAAUGAAUAUUUUGAGAUGAAUAAUGUCACAGAAAUACAAGGAAUCCCUGGACUUGCCAGUGGAGUUAUAACUGAUAAUCUCUGGAGUGAUUAUGGACUACAGGGAAUGUUGGUAGAAAAGAAAGGCCAGCCUUCCAUCUCUGCACCAGAUUCAAAAUUCACUUCUCCCUAUGUGUCCAAUGACAUUGCUACCUUUUUCACUCUCUUGGUGGGGAUCUAUUUUCCUUCUGUCACAGGUAUCAUGGCAGGUUCUAACAGAUCAGGCGAUCUUAAGGAUGCUCAGAAGUCCAUCCCUGUUGGCACCAUUAUGGCUAUAGCAACCACCUCAUUUAUUUAUAUGUCUUGUGUUGUAUUGUUUGGUGCUUGCAUUGAAGGUGUGGUUUUAAGAGACAAGUUUGGGGAGGCAGUCAGCGGGAAUCUGGUGAUUGGUAUUUUAUCAUGGCCCUCCCCAUGGGUGAUUGUCAUUGGCUCUUUAUUCUCCACAUGCGGAGCUGGUCUGCAGAGUCUUACAGGAGCACCUCGUCUGCUGCAGGCCAUUGCAAGAGACGGAAUAGUGCCUUUUCUACAAGUGUUUGGUCACGGUAAAGCAAAUGGAGAACCAACCUGGGCUUUGCUACUCACUGCAGGCAUUUGUGAAAUAGGCAUUCUGAUAGCAUCUCUUGACAGUGUAGCACCCAUUCUCUCAAUGUUCUUCUUGAUGUGCUACAUGUUUGUAAACCUGGCUUGUGCUGUACAAACGCUGCUUUGUACGCCUAACUGGAGACCCCGCUUUAAAUUCUAUCACUGGACUCUUUCAUUCCUGGGAAUGAGCCUUUGUCUUGCCUUAAUGUUCAUCUGUUCUUGGUACUACGCCUUGGUUGCCAUGUUGAUUGCUGGAUGUAUAUACAAAUAUAUUGAAUACAGAGGAGCUGAAAAGGAAUGGGGUGAUGGAAUCAGAGGUUUGUCUCUCAAUGCAGCUCGCUAUGCUCUGAUCAGGCUGGAGGAAGCCCCUCCUCACACAAAGAACUGGAGGCCCCAGCUGAUGGUGUUAUUGAACUUGGACUCGGAACAGAAUGUUAAACAUGCUGGACUCCUCUCAUUUACCACACAGCUGAAGGCAGGGAAGGGACUGACCAUAGUUGGGUCUGUGAUUGAGGGGACAUAUAUGGCAAAGCGCCCAGAAGCAAAACAGUCUGAGCAGAAUGUUAAGUCUGCGAUGGCUGCAGAGAAGACCAAAGGUUUCUGUCAUGUUGUAGUAUCUUCUAAUUUACGAGAUGGGGUUUCCCACCUCAUCCAGUCUGCAGGCUUGGGAGGAAUGAAGCACAACACUGUUCUUAUGGCCUGGCCAAAUUUGUGGAAAGAACAAGAGGAUCCCAUCUCCUGGAGGAAUUUUAUUGAGACCGUAAGGGAGACGACUGCAGCACACCAGGCUCUGCUGGUUGCUAAAAACAUUGACUCAUUUCCAAGCAACCAAGAGCGCUUUAGCAAUGGAACAAUUGAUGUCUGGUGGAUCGUCCACGAUGGAGGACUGCUUAUGCUAUUGCCCUUCCUUCUUCAACAGCACAAGGUGUGGAGGAAAUGUAAAAUGCGCAUCUUUACUGUGGCCCAGUUGGAUGACAAUAGUAUUCAGAUGAAGAAAGACUUGCAGAUGUUUUUAUACCACUUGCGGCUUAACGCAGAGGUAGAGGUAGUUGAAAUGCAUGAAAGUGACAUUUCCGCCUUCACAUAUGAAAAGACUCUGGUGAUGGAGCAGAGAUCUCAGAUGCUGAAGCAGAUGCAGCUCUCCAGGACUGAACGAGAACGAGAGAUUCAGAGCAUCACUGACUGGUCUCGUAGCUCCAUUAGAAGAAAGAACCACUCUAUUCAGCCGUCUGAUGGCCAAGAUGAAACUGUCAUACAGCUUGCAGACAAAGAGGCCCAGUUAAUCCACGACAGAAACACAGCAUCGCAUGCAGCCAUUAGCGAGAAGGUUGAUGCUGUUCCAGAUCGAGUCCACAUGACGUGGACCAAAGAGAAGUACAUUGCUGAAAGGAACAGAAACAGAGAACCUGCAGGAAUGGGGGUCAAGGACCUCUUCAACAUGAAACCAGAAUGGGAAAGUCUGAAUCAGUCAAAUGUGAGGAGAAUGCACACUGCAGUGAAACUUAAUGAGGUGGUUGUAAAUAAAUCCCAGGAUGCUCAUCUGGUGUUGCUGAACAUGCCUGGACCGCCGAAAAACAAAUGUGGGGAUGAGAACUAUAUGGAGUUUUUAGAAGUCCUAACAGAGGGCCUCAACAGAGUUCUUCUGGUUCGGGGUGGUGGACGGGAGGUGAUCACUAUUUACUCCUAGGUCUGAUUCAAAGGAGAAGCUGACAAGAAAACACUACUCGGCACUAGACUGGAUUUUGGACCUCAAAUAAAAACCUGCUUAGUGCAAGUGAUAUACCAGCACAGCUAUAGAAAGUGGUGUUCAUUUUGAAAGGAUGUGCUACCUGGGAACAUGUAAUGAAAUAAUGGUAGUGAAACAGGAACACUGUAUCUAUCUUUAUGAACAGCUGGUGCUCCAGCCUGUGCAAAGACAAAUGCAGUAGACCACUAUGUCAAUGCAGAAUCCACAAGCACACCAGCACUAGUUAUGCUUUAUUUGUUAGUAAGCUCCAUCUAUACCUGUACAGUAUGUGAUAAAUGGCAUUAACAUAUUUUAGAAACAUUUAAUAACCAGUUUUAUUUAGUAGGCCAACCAGCCUUUAGAAACUAGUAGAAAAUAACAUUAUUUUAGGUGUAGGGUUUUAUU
This is a messenger RNA of Polyodon spathula (Mississippi paddlefish), 3988 nucleotides long. Its product is annotated as solute carrier family 12 member 7-like. Bases 110 to 3544 code for a protein of 1144 amino acids. Lineage: Eukaryota; Metazoa; Chordata; Actinopteri; Acipenseriformes; Polyodontidae. The transcript has 26 exons. Gene Ontology annotation, molecular function: potassium:chloride symporter activity. Gene Ontology annotation, biological process: potassium ion homeostasis; chloride ion homeostasis; chemical synaptic transmission. Gene Ontology annotation, cellular component: membrane. The record is from RefSeq and is a predicted model, not a curated record.